UCAUGAUGAAGACUCUUGUAUUGUUCUUUAUGACUCUCAGUGUUUGUGUUCUGGCUAUGCCAAGUAUGUCAAUAGCUGUAUGUGUUAAUGUAUGUUCAUUGUAUGUUAUUUCUAUGAUAGGCACAAAGUCUUACAACAAUGAUCAUUACAGUAACAGAAACAAAGUAACAAACAUGAAUAACGAGACUUCACCGCCAGAAGAAGGAACAUCACUUUUACAAGAAAUUGAUACAGAUAUUAAACUUAAACUUGAAGGAAACGAUAUUUGUGCUUACGAUAGGGGAUCCAAGGUCCUCUGUGUUAAUGUUAAAAAGGCAUGUGGAACAAAGUUUUUAGCUGCUUAUACUAUUGGUUGUGCUGAUGAUGAGGAGCGGUUUGCUGGAAAUUGCUUUAAGAAAUGUUCACUUCUUGCUAAUAAAGAUUUCCCAUUACGCACAACAAGCUGGACAUGUGCAAGGAAUGGAUGCACUUCAAGUCAGGAAUAUGAUGCUGGUCUCUGCUAUCCUAAAUGCAAAGAGUACUACAUCGGAGUUGCCACCCUUUGCUGGGGAUAUUGCAGCAAAUUCUGUGGAAAAGAUUACAGUGACAUGGGUCUAUACUGCUACCGGUGGUGGCCACCGCAUAGCUGUUACAAGCCAAGGUAUGAUAGAGGUGUUGGGAGCCUCCCUUACCAACCCUGGACCAAUGGACUGGGAUGCAGUGGGUUUGGUGUGAAUAAUGAAGGAGGAUGUCCACUUGAAGAUAUCUCAUAUAUAGCACCCAUUGAUCUUGGAUGCAACAAGUAGUGAACUGGCUUAGUAUAAUAAGUGCAUGUAGAAGCAAUAAUUAUAGGACUUUUUGUUAGGACUAUUUUUGUUAGGCCUUUUUUGAUUAUUUUUGGUGCUUCUCUUUUCAUGCAACUUUUCCUAAAUAAUUAUUAUUGAAAUCUCA
Amphimedon queenslandica is the source of this 930-nucleotide messenger RNA. RefSeq lists its product as uncharacterized. NCBI's taxonomy places the organism in Eukaryota, Metazoa, Porifera, Demospongiae, Haplosclerida, Niphatidae. The transcript is spliced from 4 exons. The record is from RefSeq and is a predicted model, not a curated record. The coding region runs from base 3 to 785 and encodes 260 amino acids.